AUGCCCCAAGUAAAAUCAGCCUUAACGGCGUUCGGUAGCCAGAAAGCUAAGUUUAGGAAUGACGGAGAGGCGACAAUUUGGCAAAGGCGCGGGUCGUCGCGGCGCCUAGCCUCGGGCGUUUCUCGGCUGGCGCCCAAGCAGGGAGCGCGCAAAGGGCUCCAGACAAGGGCUGAGAGUAACCCAUACGCCCUGAAAGAAGGUGGCGGUGAAAUGUCUGCGUGGACAUCAGCAGGCCUUCAACCCUCUAGCGGCUACUACCCAUACGACCCUACAUUAGCUGCCUACGGAUAUGGAGCGGGAUACGAUUUAGCAGCUAGAAGGAAAAACGCGACGCGAGAAUCUACAGCGACGCUCAAAGCAUGGCUAAACGAACACAAGAAAAACCCGUAUCCCACUAAAGGCGAGAAGAUAAUGUUAGCGAUCAUAACUAAGAUGACAUUGACACAAGUUUCGACGUGGUUCGCAAACGCACGGAGACGACUCAAGAAGGAAAACAAAAUGACUUGGGAGCCAAAGAAUAAAACGGAUGAUGAUGACGACGCCAUGCUCUCCGACGAAGAGAAGGAACAAGACGAGAAAAUUAAAAAUAGCAAAGAUGAGGAGCGGAAGGAUGAUCUGCUGCAAGGGAUGCAUAGCCAGCUACUCGGAUACGGGAUAAAGGAAGAAUCAAAGCGGGGCCCCUCCGAGUGUGGCGUGCCUAUACCUGCUUCGAAGCCGAAAAUUUGGUCACUGGCUGAUACGGCGGCGUGUAAAACUCCACCACCAGCCGCUCAACCUUGGCCUCAGCAUGGUUAUGGACCCGAACGACCGCCUCCAGCCGAUGGCAGUUCUAACGGAUUCGUCUUGCCCGCAACGGCUGCAGCAAGCCCUGCGAGUGGGUCCUACGGACGAUACGGUGGCUUCCCUGGUGGCCAAUACAGCGGGCAACAUCCCUGCAUACAUCCAGCUGCAUUUCCCGAUGUGCAAACGGAUACGCCACCCCAAACACCCCCCAAUAUGAAGGUGCACAGUGUCGCCAACCCUCUUGGUAGUGGUGGUUCUGGCUACUGCUUCCCCCGGCACCAGCAAUCACCACAGCGUGACCCCUACCACAAUCCCCAUCACACGAACAAUCAUCAACCGAACCAGCAUCACAACGAGGGAUCAGCAGCCUUUAAACCGUUUUAUAAGAGGUGA
Molecule: messenger RNA, 1176 nt
Organism: Pieris macdunnoughi
Lineage: Eukaryota; Metazoa; Arthropoda; Insecta; Lepidoptera; Pieridae
Source: the annotation of a GenBank genome assembly